AUGGGGGGACACUUGGUGGCAGAAGGUUUUGGUGACUGGAAGAAUGCUCAAAGAUUAGAUAAUCGUGUUACUUCUUCCAAUAGUCAUAUUGAUUGUGUGCAUAUGGGUUAUGGUCUUGUGAACUCAAACCAUUGUAUUACGGUUGCAUUUGUUAAUCAAAUGAAAAAAAUGAAUGUCAAAUACUGUGUUUGUGUAAACAGAUACAGACUAGUAGUGGAUUAUAUGAAGAAUCAUAUGUUUCUAGCGAAUGACACUCGUUGGGAUUCCCACUUUAGAACUAUCACUAGUUUGAUGACUUUGUAUGGUGUCAUUAAUGUGGUACUUGAAGAAGUUCGGAAGGAUACAUCAUUUAAAAAAUAUGGUGAAAUUAUGCUUUUAUUAGAUGUGCUUCUAUCCUUUGAUUUUAACUUCAUGGUAUAUAUGAAGGUUGAGAUUUAA
Vicia villosa (hairy vetch) is the source of this 438-nucleotide messenger RNA. RefSeq lists its product as uncharacterized. The record is from RefSeq and is a predicted model, not a curated record. NCBI's taxonomy places the organism in Eukaryota, Viridiplantae, Streptophyta, Magnoliopsida, Fabales, Fabaceae. The transcript has a single exon. The coding region runs from base 1 to 438 and encodes 145 amino acids.